CAACCCUAAUCCUAUCAUCUCACAGUUACGUAGAUUUACUGUCACUUAGCCCACCCUGAUUGCAUUCUUUCAAGAAUCAGUCUCUCAUCAUGAAGGAACUCAAAACCCAAUAUGAAUUGUGUACACAAAUACAGGAACUCAACACUCAGGUCCAGGAUAUGAAGAUGGCGGAGGGUGACAGGUUAGGAUUAAGCCGCAAUAAUGGUACUGAUGAUGAUCCAAAGUGUAAAAUCAGCAGGGCAGCUGAGAUCUUUGCGCCCUCAAGCCUUCCAAUCCAUGAUCAAGCUUACCAUGGGAUCUGUGCAAAUUUUGAGUCGUUUCUUAACUAUGAUCAUGCAAAGACUGAUAUCCAACGGGCCAGUGAUCUCCUGGUGUCGAUCUCAGCUUGCGCAGACGUACACAAGAUGAAAAUUAUCGACCUUGCAGUUGCUGCAAGUGAAGAGCUGAGGCUAAUGGCCCUAGAACGAGAACCCUUGUGGUUAUUCGAUAUUGACAAGGGCUCUGAGGUUCUGAAUGUAUCAGAAUACAGGCGAAGAUUUGUGUCCCUUGAUCCAACUCUGGAGGAAAUUAUCAGAGUGAUUACAGAAGCAGAACCGUCAGAUCUCCCCAACCUUAAUGAAAAAAUCGAAUGCUGCUCAUCUGAAAACGUGUGCAUGUCUUCAUAUAGAACAACCAAUGUAGAUUCCGAAGCUUCCAGGGCCAUUGGAGUUGUUUUCAGUAAUCCAGUUGGCCUUGUGAAUAUGUUCAUGGAUGUCGACAAGUGGUCAGCAACAUUCUCAAACAUUGUCUCGAAUGCCAAAAUUCUUGAAGUUCUGUCCACCGGAAACCAGGAGAACCCGAAUGGAACCUUGCAAGUGAUGGUGGCAGAAUUUCAUGUCCCUUCUCCUCUUGUCAAGACUCGGGAAAUAUAUUUCGUCAGAUGCUCAAGGCAGAUAGAUAUCGAUACUUGGGUGGUAGCCGACGUUUCUUUAGAGACUAUUUUCCCUAGUCCGGCAGUAACGUGCCAAAGAAAGCCAUCAGGGUGUGUAAUUCAAGUCCUUCAAGAUGGAUUAUCAACGGUCACUUGGGUGGAGCACAAUGCAGAAAGUAACAGUGUGGUUAACUAUAUGUUUAGGGGAAUACUCAAGUCAGGUUUUGCAUUCAGCGCAAAACGCUGGGUAUCAUCGUUAGAGAGGGAAUGCGACCGGAUUGCGACUCUAGAGGCAGAAAAUGAGUCCCUUAAUUACAUGUUAACUAAUAAUGAAGGUCAGCUAAUUUUAGUCCCUUUUUCCAAGAAAAUUUAUAUGUUUUCAAUAUGGUACUGCUUUGCAGGGUUUGGAGCUGCUAGGACUGGUUUAUUGAAGUUGGCACAGAGAAUGGUCAGACAAUUUAAUUCCAACAUAUGCUCAAAUGUAGAAAGUGUAUGGAGACCGUUGCCGGUACCUGGAGCAGAAGAAAUCUUGAUUAAGACCAGCUUUAACCUGGACGAUCCACAGAUCCCUCGUGGUGUAACAGUGACCGUAGCGACUUCAGUUUGGCUCCCUGUGAAGCAGAAUGACGUAUUCAGUUUUCUUCAUUCUGGGUAUAACAGAAAUAAGUGGGAUGUUCUUUCUCAUGGCCUGGAAAUUCAAGACGUCAUACGAAUGUCUUCAGCUCGUAACUCCACAGAUUGCAUUUCAGUCAUUUCAGUAGAGGGUUCAUCAAAUAGAAGAGAGAUCACAUACCUGCAAGAAAGUUUCAGUGACUCGACUGCCUUCUACAUUGUGUACGCUCCAGUAGACGUUCCUGCAAUGCAUCAUAUAUUGCAAGGUGGAUGUGCAGAUUCAGUGGCCAUACUCCCUUCAGGUUUUGCAGUUUUACCAGAAGGGUCGCCAGAUGACGAUGCUGCAACUCAGAAUACUAUCCUGACAAUUGGGUUCCAGAUCAUGGAUGAACAGCUGACGACGCCUGAAGAACUGCCUCCACAGUCAGUGUUGACAGCUUACAGACUCAUGAAAGAAACAGUUUCCCGGAUUUGGACAGCCCUCCUGCCCAAAUCUGGGAAUGCUUUGGGAGUCAUCACGAUCAAAUGAAUUCACAUCUUCUCUUAGAAAAUAGUGGGAAAUAAAGAUAGUAUUUUAACAUUUGAAAUUCUUAACAUGUUUUCUUUAUAUGAGAUGCCAGCUCACCCAACAA
Messenger RNA from Sesamum indicum (sesame), 2154 nucleotides. The record is from RefSeq and is a predicted model, not a curated record. NCBI's taxonomy places the organism in Eukaryota, Viridiplantae, Streptophyta, Magnoliopsida, Lamiales, Pedaliaceae.